GUUAACCUCAUUAACCACAAGCAUGUUCCGAAACCAAUACGAUAACGAUGUCUCAACAUGGUCACCACAAGGACGUAUUCAUCAGGUCGAAUAUGCAGUAGAAGCUGUCAAGCAAGGUUCGGCUGCCAUCGGUCUCAAAAAUAAGAAAUACGCGAUUUUGCUGGCUCUCAAGCGUUCAUCAGGCGAGCUUGCAUCCUACCAGAAGAAAUUGAUCAAGAUUGAUGAUCACAUGGGUAUUGGAAUUGCUGGCUUGACAUCUGAUGCACGUGUGUUGAGCAAUUUUAUGCGUACCGAAGCUAUGCGUUCCAAGAUGUUGUACGACAGACCUUUGCCAGUACAGAGAAUUGUGGCUGCCAUUGCCGACAAGGCUCAAGUCAACACUCAACAGUAUGGUCGCAGACCUUAUGGUGUUGGACUUUUGGUGAUUGGACACGAUGAGACUGGCCCUCAUCUAUUUGAGUGCUCUCCUUCUGGAACUUGCUUUGAGUACCAUGCUAUGUCAAUUGGUGCACGAUCUCAAUCCGCCAAGACUUAUCUUGAGAGCCAUUACCAGGAGUUUGCUAACGAGUCUUUGAACGAGUUGGUUCGUCAUGGUCUCCAGGCUUUGCGCGACACACUGCAGCAGGAUAGCGAGCUCAAUAUUCAUAACACUUCGCUCGGAAUUGUGGGUGAGGACAGAGAUUUUGAGAUUAUCGAGGGUGAAGCAUUGCAAGUUUAUUUGGACCUUUUGGGCGAGGAAACUGGUAGAACUCGUCGUUCUGCAGCUGGUGUCAGUGCUUCUGAUUCAGUGGCAGCCGAGGGCCAGCGAACUGGGGAAGCCAGCGGGGUUACUCCUAUGGAUACUGAUGCUUAAUUAAAGUCAUAAAACAAAACAAAACAACAAAACAGAACAAAAAAGAGAGAGGGAGGGAGAGAGAUGUCAUCGUUAGUAGGGCUUAUUUUACUCCUAAAGAAAAUACAUCCACAUAUCUCAUUUUGGAUGGUCAAAGAUUAUGAACGAUCAAAGAGAAAAUUACAUGAUAAAGAUUUCUGUUGCUGUUAUUUU
Phycomyces blakesleeanus NRRL 1555(-) is the source of this 1045-nucleotide messenger RNA. RefSeq lists its product as hypothetical. Bases 23 to 853 code for a protein of 276 amino acids. The transcript is spliced from 7 exons. Gene Ontology annotation, biological process: ubiquitin-dependent protein catabolic process. Gene Ontology annotation, cellular component: proteasome core complex, alpha-subunit complex; nucleus; proteasome core complex. The record is from RefSeq and is a predicted model, not a curated record. Lineage: Eukaryota; Fungi; Mucoromycota; Mucoromycetes; Mucorales; Phycomycetaceae.